UGACGAAAGGUGUGUUGUGUUUGUGUGGUUGUGUUUUUAGGCCUCCAUUGACAUUCUUCAACUAUUGUUCCAUUAUCUCAUUUUUGUGAUUUCUGUGCGUUUAUGUGAUUGUAUCGUCGCACCUCGAAACACAUACAUUUUUGUAAUGUAUUUUAAAUUAUGCAUAAUCAUUUACUUCACAUCUUUAUGUGUAGGAUUGACUUAUACAUCUUCAGAGAAUCGAAAUCACAAGGAUUGGUCAAGCAGUCUGAAAGAUGAUAUAUACAUGGAUGAUGACGAACCGGAGGGGUCUGGACAGAGAGAAAUCAAAGAUGAUCUAGAAUCCAGUGGCUCAGGCUAUGGGCCCGACGAUGAAGAUGGAGAAGGAGGCUCUGGAAUCAAUAUAAAUAAACAACAACCAACCAAAACCAAAACGAUAGUUGAUGAAAACCCGCCUCCAUCACCAGUAGAUCAAGAGAAUGUAGCAGUAAGAACACAAAAUGUGGGUGUUGAAUUUGCUCCAAAUGGUGGCACUGGCGUAAAUGAAAUCGGACCUCCUCCUGCCCGUGAGCCAACAGACGUUGAAGCAACAGACGACAAUAACCGACAAGACAAUGAUGUCACCUAUAGUCCAGAAGACAGAGCUACUUCGUUCUUUGCCCAACCUGGCAUAUUAGCAGCUGUUUUUGGCGGUGCUGUUGUUGGACUUCUGUGCGCUAUUCUGGUAGUUAUGUUCAUUGUUUACCGCAUGCGCAAAAAAGAUGAAGGAUCCUACGCAUUGGAAGAACCCAAACGAUCGCCAACCUCGAAUUCUUACACAAAAAAUUCUCAUAGAGAAUUUUACGCUUAAACUCAAAGACAUUAGCUUGAUUGGCAUAAAAUAUUACUCGGCUAUUUAUUAAAAGAACUGUUUUUCUGCGCAUAAUAAUUAUUCAACCUGUUACUACUUGUACACUUGUUUAAAGUUUUUCGUUGUCGCAGGCGUAGGCACGAGCGCAUAACCUACGUUUUUGCGCAAGUUGUUAAUAGUUAGUUUGAUGGAAACCGGUUUGAAUCCAUGAGUAGAAUGAAAGGAAUUGUAAUAUUCGGAAUAUCUCUUGAAGACAUCAUUAUUCAGUCAUACUUACCAGGGGAUUUGUCAGCUCACAAAGUGUUGCCCUGAAAUGGUUCCCUGAGUUUUUUUUUUAAAUUUUUGGGAAAGUUGAGAAAACUUCAGUUGAAAAUUGAUGGAAAACUUACUUGCUGAAGUUUCUCUCUCCAACUAAAAUAGUUGGAACAUAGUUAUGGUAGCGUUGUGCUUCCCUGCAAGUAUCUUUUUAAGUCAGUUUAUGUCUGGGACUAUUUCAGCGUAAACCUCUGUCGAGUUUGCUCCUCUUUUUGCAAUUUUGUAUAUUAGCGUGCGCACUAGUAGAUCUUAGGUUUUUUUACUCUGAUUUUCUAUGAUACUCGAAAAAGUCCUUGAAAUGAUAAGUACCAACUGCUUAUAUAUUGACGAAUACUUCCUUGUAUUUGUAAUUAGUGGUUUGCAUCAAAGAUUAACUUUUUACUUUUAUUGUUACUGUUUUCAGUAACCAAUUUUUAGCAAACAUGAUUAGUGAAUAAGUUUACCAAAACGUAUUUGACAUGUAAAUCUCUCCCUUUUUUUAAUUGCUUUCGAUCCAACCCUGCGUAAUUUCUCGCAGAUCUUCAUUUUACUAUCUUUUGGUAAAUUUGUAUCUUCUCCGCCCAUUUUUUUGUCUAUUGUUUUAGGCCAUUAGAAACUGAAAAUAUCUUGAAUGAUUAUUUUCCAUUGUGGAUUUUAUCCUGCCGUUUGUUAAUUUGCCAUUUUGAGAUUCCCAUUUUAAAAUUAGAUUUCAACCGUACAUAUCCCAGCCAAGACUAUAUGCGCUCCUCUUUAUCCAUACCAAAGUUAACAGUUUUUUUUAGCUCUUGGUAAUAGAACAACUGUUCAGUUCCUUCUAGUAUGGUUUCUUUGGACUUCAAAAGCAUUAAUAGGGAAUUAAACUUGAUUCGAGGAACACUGAAUAGUUCUUUUUGGCCUUGUCUGAUGUCACACAUUCACCCAGUUUGUUUACUCAGCCAUGAAGCCGUGUCCAAGUUAACUCUAUCUAUGAGCAUUGUCAGAAAAAAAUCCUUUCUCUUUUCUAUCAAAAUGCGUAAAAUAAGCCAUCUUUAUAACAUAAGGAAAGACUGCUCUUAGACAAAAUUAUUGUUGUAUGCUUUAUGUUUAAUUUUUGACUUAGCUUGCGUUAAGCCAAUAAAAAAUCUGGUCAUUAGUACAAACUUAAGGACUUUGUAAGUAAGUCAGUAUCAAAAUUCUGGAACGCAGUCGUUAUCGGGCCACGUAUCUUGAAAAGUAAAUUUUGCAGUUUGUUUCCAGGUGCCUAUUGCAAAUUGUGGCAUAUGAACUAGUCACUCGGUCCACUCAGCUUAUUCUUAUUUUAACAAUGCCACAAUCAAUGAUCCUUCCAAACAAAUCCUUUAAUCUAUUGUAAUUGGUUCUAGGACUGUUACUGGCUUUUCCUCAUCAUUUCCCAUUUUGUGCAUCAAAUGCUUUUGUUUUUAUCAAGCCUGAUUAGUAUCAACAUAGUAUCAACAUAUUAUCAACCAAGGAUUUUCAAAGGAGAAAUUGUAAACAGUAAUGUACAGUUUAUUAAUGAAACUAGCCCCAACUUCGUAGGUGAUUAAUGUCUUUAUACUUUAAUCGUUAAGUAAGCAACCUACACGACAUGAUGAAUGUAUGUGUAUGCAUGUGCGCAUGUCCAGUACAUAUAAUCCAAUUUAUAUGUAUGCUCUAAACUUUGUAAUUAUUGUGCUAUAGCCAAAUAGUCUUAAUUUUAUCCCCUAAAGAACUUAUACGAAAGAUUGUAUACUGUAACAAUUGAGACGGAAAAAUCUUGCUGUAACGACCGUAAAACGCUUUGUCUGAUUCAAGACAAUUCCGAUAUAAAUUUUGAGAAACUUAUCGCCAUUCGCCAUGAUGCACUUUGAUGAAUGCAAUCCAAGCCGUCCUGAACAGCUGAGCAUAAAAAAUCAAAACAUGAAGUUGUGUAAAAAGAAAAUCUUCAUUGACGGAAAUAAUCAAUGUUAAUCGUUGGAAUCAUACUUUCUCCACAAAUAGUUUCUAUUCAGUAUGAACUUAAAACCCAGAAAUGUUGAACUCCUCUCUUGAUCUGUUUGACAAGAGGAAGUUCUUCGAAGAAUAGCAAAAUUUUCACGGCUAAGGAAGCUUUAAAUAUCCCUCUCAUUUUUUCCUUUUCAAUGAAUUUCAUGUGCCAUGCCCACUCUUAAUAUUACUGAUUUGUCUGAUUAUUGCUCAUUGAUACUUAAUCUCGUAGCUAAUUACGGAAAUUUAGCUAAAAAAACACACACAAAUAUAGAAUUCAAAUAGUUCUGAUCAUUGUCUAAUUAUAAUUUUCAAGCUCUGUUUCUUUUUCUCGUAAAUUUGAAACUGAUUUGAUGCUAAGAAAUGUGGUUUCAAAAACACUGAUUUGUUUUUCCCCAUUUCCUCUAAUUUGCAUCUUUCUGUACUUUUAGUGUAGCUCAGUAACAUCUCAUAUUUAUCUCGGCUGUCAAUAGUUUCCUUUUAUGUUUUUAUAUUCCCUGCGGUCAUUUUUGGUUUUAAACUUAAAUUGCUUUCAUGGAUAAUCGCUCUGCCAUUUUUUGUGUGAUACUUCUUUAUUCUGAUUCAAACAUGAAAUUUUUAACUAUUAAUCAAAUAUCUGAUCAGUUGAAAUUUUUUUUAUGGGUGUGUUUGUUUUUGUACUGAGCUGUAAAAGAGCUUCCGUUAAUUUGAAACUUAUCUUCCACUUGAUUUGAAUCAGAGGCAAUUCAUCAUCUUCUUCUUCUUAGACAAAUCCUUCCUUUUAAUUUAUCUAAUCAACUCGAAAAAUCUUCAGAAUGAACAUAAUCAUUAAUGAUUUGAUCUCAGUUUUCUACUUAAAUAGAAAUAAGAUGAGAGAAAUAAUGCCUCCUCAGCACGUAAGAAAGGGCAAAAUUUUUAAUGAAGCACUACAUCAUUUACAUAUUCGUAAUUGCUUGUGGUAUUUUGCGUAAAAAAAAAUGUGUGUUAUUUUCAAAAGCUUUUCCAAAAUAAGAAGUCAGUUCUUACCAAAACAUAACAAAAUAGGCACUGUUAUCUCUCAUUUAGCAAGUUUUUCAUUGUAGUUUUUAUUUAUUUGGAGUACGAUUCUUCAAAUUAUUAUCUGAAUCAAUCAUUGAAAUGUUAGACAUAAUCAAAAUAAUUCUAAAAAAAAAAAAAAUCGAGAAAAGAGUGUAUUUUUUAAGUUAGAGUUUUUGGAAUGUCAGUCCAUUUUUGGACCCUGAUCAAUGUCGACGAACCAUGACAAAAUACACGCUCAAGAGAGUACUUUUACUCAUGUUGGUAUUAUUCACAAACGCAUAACUAAUCUAAAUUAAACGCUGUUCAAUGAACCUAAUAUCUGCACAUCGAAUCGUGUUCCCAUGUAAAGUACGAAAUGAGGCUCCAUCAAAUCGAACAAUAAUCAAUGUCCAUAUAUUUUGAUGUCCAUCGAUGUUUUGAAGCUUUCAAUCAAUGGUCAGCAUCGCUCUUAUACAUUAUGAUAAGUUUCUUUCAAUUUAUGUCUGUCAGUAAUUUUAACUCAUUCACUUGUUUUGUUCUUCCUUUUUCUUUACCUUGUAAACCCUCAAUUAAUCACUGAAACUUAAAUUUUAAGAGUGCAAGAUCUGUUAUUACUCUAACCUGAAGGAGCGAACUUAAUCUUGGUGACCUCCUCCUCUUCUUGAUGUACUAUGUGCCGAUCUUGUUAAUGAAGCUAACUUAGAUAUUCCAGCAAUAUCGUCUCAAACAGUGGAAAUUCAAACUGGUCUCUAUUUAUCCUGCCCUGAUUUGUUUUGAUCAAAUCGUUAUUUUUUAUUUAUUUAUUUUUUUUCAUUUCUUUGUUUAGUACCCAGCCUUGUUUGUACAGAGAUGACAUCCCCGUGAUUUCCGUACUUCUUAAAAUUAUUUUCGUGUCCUCCAAAGGCUCUGCAAUCGGUGGUUGCUCCUAUUAUGAUAUACCAUAUAGUGAAGCCAGUGUAUUUGUUCAGCUAAGAUGUUCAUGAAGUGAUAUUUGUUUCUGAAUGAGGAGAGUUUUUGUUCAACUGAAGUUCUAUGUUUUUCGACUUCUAGAAUUCGAAGCCUCUGGAAUCAAAACCUAUGAAAUCUAUAGGAAUGUCUGCAUUUUUGCUUUAAAAAAAAGCAGGCAAAAAUAUUUAGAAUAAAGAAUUUUAAUCUACUUUUGCACCAAGAGGAAAAUUUUGAGAAAAGUCACAAUAAAACGCAGGUAGAUUUAUCUUCUAAAAAUACGCGUGUAAGAGUAUAUACAGUUCUGUCCUCAGCAAGCAUCUGAAUGUAGCCUCUUUGUUUUUACCUCAAAACUCAAUUUUUUAAAUACAAAAAUGUGUCAUCCAUUACGUGAAUGUUUUGAGCCUGUUACAGCUUGAUCAUUUUUUUAUUUAAUGAAUAUCCCAUUGCAAGAAAACCAGGGAGAUUUCAUCCUCCUCAGAAUGUCAGUGCCAUGUAUGUAAAACCCAUUUGGGAAAAGUUAUAUGAGGCUGAUCAUAAUACCCAUUCUUGUAAUAGGUAAUUUUGCCUGGAAAAAAUGCUAAAUCCAGGAUGAAGUUGUGACUUUUUUCGCUUGCUACAGAAGAAUUAACCCCUUCUUGUCUGCCAACUCGAGGAAAUUGGUCAGUUUCAAUGCCUAUUAAUACCUUUGGUAAAAGAAAGUUGGACGCUUCUAUACUAAUGCUACUUUUAGUUCUAUUUUUCCUAAGCAUCAUAAAUCAAUGAAAGAGUGCCAUUAAAAACGGCGGCAUAGCAACUCGCCCCGAAUUAUUUUUGAAAAUCUUUCUCUCAUCUCAUUUGUUGAGGAAUUUCAAUGUAAGUCUACUUUUCCUCAGAAGAGAACACUAAUAACUGCCACUACCAUGAACCUUGCUUAGCUACACUCGCAGCAUUGUUUGCUUCACUAUUGUCCCUGUUUAGUACUGAUAUUUUAGUAUUAAUGUUGUAUAGUAUUGUAUUAAAUAAUUAAUUGUUAAUUGAUUAGUCUCUUUUCUGUAUUUCCUCUUGAGUCUUGGGCAACUUUUUCUCCCUUCCAGGGACUUUUGGUGCUUUGUAAAUAGCUGUCGGGAUGUGACAGCUAUCCCUUUUCGGGGUGUCUCCUAUUCUUUUGACAAGUGCGUUCCUCAUGCGGAAAGUCUUUUCUCUUUCAAAACCAGUCAGCAGCCGGAUUGUUGAAAUUUAUGUCGGCACGACAAGAAUCGAAAAUCGAUAUAUUACACGGCGCAGAUAGGGCUAUGUCUUGUCUUAUCGUACCGAUAUAGCCAGUUAAAGUUUCAACAAUCCGGCUGCAGUAGUGUUAAUCUAGAAUUGAGACAGUUGUGUCUACACAAAGGAAGACAGUUAUCUAUUGAUGGUUGGAAGAUACAAGAACUUCUGAGGAUACGACUAAGUCUUGGAAUGCACCAAUAAACAAGUCUUGUUCCUGAUUUGAUCAACGAUUUGAGUGAAGGCACCCCAUUGAUGUUAGUUAAUGACCAGACAUGGGCAGCUGUUAGGUCUCUCAUUAGUUUGGUGAAAAUGAGAGGCAGCAUAGAGGCGCAAGUAGCGAGAUCUUAAAUGUGAAUUUCAGAAACAUAUAUCAUCCUAAAAUUAUGAAUAUCAAAUUCUUGCAGUUAGGCAUUUUUGUGAUCAUAACCACCUGCCCUUGUGCUGCUCAGUAGCGAACAUCAUUUGACGUAUGAAAUAAAUUUAGCUAUCCCUUUGUAAAGCAGAUUUUAAUGUAAGUACCAAUGUAGCAUUAAAGAAUAUUAUUUUAUUUAUUAAUUUAUUUAUUUUUCAUAAUCUUGAGUCCGCCACGAAAAAAAUGGAAAAUCCAUCCUUUCUCAAUAACCCAGUUUUUCUUAUACCUCUUUUCAUUUGUUUCACUAGUUCUUUGUAAAUACUGAUUUUCUAUCCAGGAUAUUUCAUUUUAUCAGUCAAGUAAUGCAUUUACUUUUGUUGAAUAAAUACCUUAUUUAUAAACUGA
Bemisia tabaci is the source of this 7031-nucleotide messenger RNA. RefSeq lists its product as uncharacterized. Gene Ontology annotation, biological process: cell migration. NCBI's taxonomy places the organism in Eukaryota, Metazoa, Arthropoda, Insecta, Hemiptera, Aleyrodidae. Gene Ontology annotation, cellular component: cell surface; membrane. The record is from RefSeq and is a predicted model, not a curated record.